AUGGUGCCGGCCCCUGCCUCUUCCACGCGACUCCUCGACAUCCCCACAGCCCUCACGUCAUCCGGGUCGGUCAGCGUCGUCGGAGUGGUCGUUGACGUGUUUGGCGGCGUGUGGAAGUCUAAAGGCUCCUCCAGUUGCAUUACAUUCACCAUUAAGGAUUCUGACCUGAACAACGGGCACACCUGGGACGGGUUGAAGAUCAAGUACUUUAAAGAUGACGAGAGCCAACUGCCUCCCGUCCAGAACGGAGACCUGAGACAAUUCAAUGGGAAACCACUGGGCGUAGUGGCUCAAGAUCGAAAUGCCCCCUGGGCAAUCUUCCGUCAUCAUGCGGACCCUACAGCUACCGCGACUCCCCUCUGUGGGCCGGUCCCCUUUGAAUUGACUCAUCCCGAGACAAGACGUUGCCGGGCCCUGCUUGAACAAAUGGCUGGGACGAAGAAGUUCCGCGAUGAGACGACUCCAACGGUGGUGCCUUCCGCAUCCUACAACGCGCUGGAAUCAACCUCCAUAUCAACCCCCAAGUCACGACCGCGCGGGCAACGGGAAUUCUCUCUCAUCAAAGAUCUUCGACGACCAGGCACUUUCGUGGAUCUUGUAUGCGAGAUAAUCAAGGUUGACACUCGUGACAGCUACAAGACUCUGGCGUAUGUCACUGAUUACACCUCCAACCGAAAGUUGCGAGCUUAUGCUUCAGAAGAUGACGUCGGUCUUGAAGGAGACCAAUAUAAUUAUCAGAGCUGGAAGACAACAUGGCCGGGCCCCUCCGGCCAAAUGACCCUUCCCGUGCUUCUCUGGGAGCCUCAUGCAAGCUAUGCCCGGGAUCUGCUUAAAGGGGAGUUUGUUCAGCUCACCAAUGUUCGCAUCAAGGAGUAUGACUCGAAGUUUGAGGGCGUCAUUCACACAGACAAUGACAAUAUCCACAUAGAGCUGGUCGAUGCUGCGAGCAAUGACCGGGCCAAGGAACUGCUGCGGCGCAAGGAAAUGUACUGGAAGCAGAAUCCGAAACGAAAGGCAGUGGAAGAAGCCCGAUCAGCCUCCAGAGCCAAAAAAUCUAAAAACAAACCACGAAAGCCCGCGGAAGAGAGGAGGGAACAAGGCCAACACCCACUCGUUCUUAAGAAGCAGCCAUCUGUUAACCAGAAUGGUAUGACAACCUCUACAAAUGAACGGAUCUAUGGAGCUGAUUUGUCCACAACGGCAGUCAAAGCAAGUUUUUUCACACCCUGCCGCACGAUUGAAGAUAUCUUACACAAUGAAUCGCAUAACAAUAUUUCCCCAGACGGUAUCAGUUACCGCCUACCGUUCCAAAAUCUCAGCUACCGAUCCACCGUCCGCGUCGUUGACUUCUUUCCUCCUAAAUUAGAGGAUUUUGCGGUCCCGGAGGAUUCCAGUAAUGACCGUCGCUGGUCGAACGAACGUCCUAUUCGAUGGGAAUGGCGCUUCUGUCUCCUCGUUGAGAGUGCCACUUCACCUCCCACCGGACAGCCGAGAGAGCGAAUGAAACUAUAUGUUGAUAACAAUUCAGCGCAGUGUCUCCUAAGCCUUGAUGCGUGCGAGUAA
Molecule: messenger RNA, 1563 nt
Organism: Aspergillus terreus NIH2624
Lineage: Eukaryota; Fungi; Ascomycota; Eurotiomycetes; Eurotiales; Aspergillaceae
Product: telomere-binding alpha subunit central domain protein
Exons: 2
Coding region: 1-1563 (520 amino acids)
Biological process (GO): telomere capping; regulation of telomere maintenance via telomerase
Cellular component (GO): nuclear telomere cap complex; chromosome, telomeric region
Molecular function (GO): telomerase inhibitor activity; G-rich strand telomeric DNA binding
Source: RefSeq, a predicted model, not a curated record